Messenger RNA from Aspergillus terreus NIH2624, 1257 nucleotides. RefSeq lists its product as uncharacterized. Bases 1 to 1257 code for a protein of 418 amino acids. The record is from RefSeq and is a predicted model, not a curated record. Lineage: Eukaryota; Fungi; Ascomycota; Eurotiomycetes; Eurotiales; Aspergillaceae. The transcript is spliced from 3 exons.
AUGCUGGCCUUCCGAGACCAGGAGAACUUGGUGCACGCCCACCAGACUGCCGCUGCUUCCAAACCCUUGAAUCAAGGUACCAAACAACUUCAGCCGAGAACCCCGGGAGCCCGAGCUCCAAAGACGCCGUUCAAAGUUCCGUUGAACGAUGAAAAUGAUCCGUUAGCUUUUGGAAAGAGAACCGUGAAAGGGACCGGGAAAGGAACGGUCAAGCUCAAGGAGAAUGCCAAACCAUCCGUCAAAGAUGCCUUUGUCACCCCGGCUGAUCCUCGUCACCGUGCCCCGCUGGGUAUGAAGACAACCAAUGCCAAAGCUAAAGGCUUGCAGACACCCGCCCCGCUGGGGGGAACUGUUAAGCCCGAAAAGUCUGGAAAAAGAGCCUCCACGCAGAGAGUCAAGAAAUUCACCCCCUUGGUGGAGCAAAGCAAACCUGAAGUGCAGACGAAGGAUGUGGAAGAUGACGUACCGGACAUUGAAUACAUGCCGCCUAAGCCUCAGGAGCUUCCGGAUAUCCCCGAUGACAUCACAUACGACACUACAUUCCCGCAAUUCCAGCCCAAGAACAUGGCCUUAGGAUUGGAAAGUGUAUACGGCGACAACGAGAUUGGAAGCGAUGGCCUCACAAAGCGAGAACGCAAGAUGCAGGAAGACUCAAUUGCGUGCGACAAAAUGAUGGACGAGAUGAUUCUCAAACAGGUGGAGAGCAUUAGUUUUGAAGAGCUAGAUCAUCAUCUACCUUCCCAGGAGCCUCCUGUGGAAGAAGUUCCUAAACGUCGUGUCGGAACACGGCGGACCAGAGUCACGCCGAGCAGUGCGAAAUACACCAGCAAUAUCUCCACGGCUCGAGCUCGCGAUGCUGCUACUGCACUGUCGGGAACGCGCAGCCGGUCUGUGGCUGUUCCCAAACCCAAACCCAGAGUCGCUUCCUCUCUGUUUGCGUCGAAGAAGCCUCGUGCUCCCACCAACCCAUCCACCAUGCGGAACACAGCUGCGGCCGCCACCUCCCGGACCACUGUCGGUUACACCAAAGGCCGUGAUGUGUCGGCAAAACUGCAUGGCAAGUCGGCUGUCGCACCGAAACCGCCUGUGCCGCAGGACAUCUUUUCCACCGAGACCUAUCUACGACCGGAAGGAACGCCGCCGCUAGACAGCGUUCUAGCCGAUCGGUUCCCGGAGUCGUUUGGACUUGAACAUGAAGAGUUGCUUCCCACUUAUGAAGAAGAUGAGGAAUCACAGAACUUCCAGCUCACCCUGUGA